Molecule: messenger RNA, 807 nt
Organism: Eucalyptus grandis
Lineage: Eukaryota; Viridiplantae; Streptophyta; Magnoliopsida; Myrtales; Myrtaceae
Product: linamarin synthase 1-like
Exons: 4
Coding region: 1-807 (268 amino acids)
Source: RefSeq, a predicted model, not a curated record
AUGGGUUCGCUACCCCAAGAAUCAAGAAAAUCCCAUGCAUAUGCGCACGCCGUGUGCGUCCCCUUCCUGACCCAAGGCCACAUCAACCCCAUUAAGCAGGUGGCCAAGCUCCUCCACGCGCACGGCACCUUCGUAACGUUCAUCAACACUGAGUUCAACCACCGUCGCCUCUUCUGGUCUAAGGGACCCGACUCGCUCCAGGGCCUCAAGAACUUCUACUUCGAGACGAUCCCGGAUGGCCUCCCACCAUCGGACCGCGACGCAACACAGGAUCACCCAGCCCUCUACGACUCAAUCCGGAAGAACUGCUUGGGCCCUUUCAAAUGGGGUGAUGAGCUUCGCCAGCAAAGCCGCAAGAGAGCUCGCUUGUGGGUUCAUGGGUUAUUUGCAGUACAGAGAGCUUGUCAAGAGUGGGAUCGUUCCAUUCAAAGUUGUGGAUUGGAUCCUCACUGCGUAUUAAAUAUAACAAAUGAAGACUUCCUGAACAACGGGACGCUCGAUGAUCCUGUCAACUGGAUCCCCGGCAAGAGAAACAUCCAACUCUGGGACAUCCCAAGCUUCAUACGGACCACGGACCCGAACGACAUCAUGUUCGAAUUCUUAGGAGAAAAAGAUAUUCUCGCAAGCUCAAUCAAGUCUUUCAGGUUGAAUCUGUGGAAGGAAGACUACAGCUGCCUCGAAUGGCUCGAUCAGAGAGAAGCCGAGUUGGCUGUGUACGUGAACUAUGGGUGUGUCACUGUCAUGACUAAGGAACAUCCGAAGGAGUUUGUUUGGGGGCUUGCAAAUAGCAAGCGUCCAUUUAUGUGA